Messenger RNA from Helianthus annuus (common sunflower), 3810 nucleotides. RefSeq lists its product as uncharacterized. The record is from RefSeq and is a predicted model, not a curated record. NCBI's taxonomy places the organism in Eukaryota, Viridiplantae, Streptophyta, Magnoliopsida, Asterales, Asteraceae. The transcript has 3 exons. The coding region runs from base 1 to 3810 and encodes 1269 amino acids.
AUGGAGGAUAAUUGUGAUAGUAGUUUGGAGGAUCUUGGGUUUCAAUCGUUCUCAGAAAGGAUGCAUGCGGAUGUAUUUAUUACGUCUAAAGGUUCAUUGAAUGUCCAGGAUUUACGUCAAACGCCUUCUUUGUUCAGCAAGCCAAUCCGGAUAGAUGGGAAUCCCGUGGUGCCUGCCCGAGGUGUUGUGCAGAAAGAACCUAAAAUCAUUAACAUUAUCGAUGAACUGCAGAAAGUCACCGUUCCAGUGCCGCCGGCAACGAGUUCUUCUAAUAUUCACAAUAAUCAGCAUGGGCAGCCAACAAAAUCAGUUUCUUAUGCGGAGAAAGUUCAGGCUACUGUAAACAAGAGAGAAGUUAACUUCAGACUCAUGAAGCCGUUAGAAACGAGAGAAGAUGCUGAUUUAGUUAUUCCGAAAGAGGUGGUUCAGCAGGUACAAGAUAAGUUUGAAAAUGUUCUCUAUGGUUAUUUUUUAGGAACUCGAUUACCAUUCCCUGUAGUAGAAUACUAUGCAAAGAAUGUAUGGGCAAAGUUUGGAUGUCAAAAGAUUAUGAUGAACUCGGAUGGCUUCUUCUUUUUCAAGUUUGAUUCAAGGGAUGGGUUAUUGAAGGUGCUGGAAGGAGGUCCUUGGUUAAUAAGGAAAAUUCCGAUCUUUUUGAGUUUAUGGUCACCAAAGGUUAGCUUGAAGAAAGAGGGUGUUAAAACUAUACCCCUUUGGGUUAAAUUGCACAAUGUUCCAAUUUCGGUGUACACGGAUGACGGAUUAAGUUUGUUAGCUUCUAAAUUAGGUGUCCCGAAGAGACUUGACUCAUAUACUGCUGAUAUGUGUGUAGAGAAUUGGGGCAGGAGCAGCUAUGCACGGGCUAUGAUUGAAGUGAAUGCGGAUGAGGAGCUUAAGGACCAUAUUACGAUAGCUAUUCCUAAGAUGGAUGAAGAGGGAUACAUUAUGGAACGAGUUAAAGUUGACAAGGUUAUCAGGGAUAAGGCAAAGCAAGUUGUGGUAGAUGAGGAAGGUUUCGUUACAGACCGAAGAAGAAUGGCCAAACAAGGUUUUCCGCAAAAGAAGCCAAAGCCUAAAUUUAUGUAUAAACCAAAGGUUAACAAGGAUGCACCAAGUACUUCUGGAACAAAGACGGAUGGAUGCUCGAAUUCUGGACAUCCAACUGUUAAAGUGUCUAACCCUUUUCAGGCUCUAGCUAACGAUAAGGAUGAUGGAGUUCCAGGUUAUGGUAAUGAUUCGGCUAGAAAGGAUGGUGGCGCAGGAAAAGUUAGUACGGUUCAUGAAGAGGUUCUAGAAUCCGUUCCUACUGAAAUGUCUAAAUAUAUGGGAAGUAAUCUCGAUGGCAGCAAAUCUGAGGGGGCAAGCACUCCCGGUUCAAUGGGUUUUAAUGGGUGGAAUUGGACAUCGAAUGGGAAUCUAUGUCAGAGAGGCACUAGAAUUAUUUUGGGUUGGAACCCAGAUGAUGUCGAUCUUAUGGUGCUAUACCAGUCUGAUCAGGUUGUUCAUACUCAGGUCCGUCUAAAAGCUGAAUCCAAGGAUUUCUUUUGCUCUUUCGUUUAUGCUGAAAAUAGGUAUCAAGAGCGUCGUGCUUUAUGGGAGGAUCUUUGUAGUCAUAGUAUUGUAGCUAAGGAGCACCCUUGGGUGGUUCUUGGGGAUUUUAACUCAGCUCUCAACAUGGAAGAUUGUCUUCAUGGUCCCUCCAGUCAUACGAUAGGAAUGCGGGAGUUUUACGACUGUAUUCAAGUGGCGGAAAUAACAGAUAUUAAUCAUCAUGGGUGCCAUUUCACAUGGAACCAGAAACCGAAAGAAGGUAUAGGUGUUUUUAAAAAGCUUGAUCGGGUUAUGGGUAAUAUCAAAUUCAUGGACCUUUUUCCGAAUGCUUAUGCAAAGUUCCAGCCCCCUCGUGUUUCUGAUCACUCGCCGUGUAUUCUAAACCUGCCAAAUAUCAUCCACGCUAAACCUAAGCCUUUCAAAUUUGCAAAUUUCCUAACUUCUAAGGCUGAGUUCAAGCAUCUUGUCGCGGCUGAAUGGGCUAAGGAAAUCAAUGGUUUUGCAAUGUUCUCAGUGGUCAAGAAAAUGAGGAACCUCAAGCCUUGCUUUCGUAAACUUUUACAUCAACAAGGUAAUCUUCAUGAUAAAGUGGCUAGACUUCGUUCUGAAUUGGAUAUUUGCCAGAAGCAGGUUGAUGUUAAUCCUCAUGAUCCAGUAGCCCGUGAUGCAGCCGCAAAAUGUCUUCACGAGUUCCAAGAAGCGGCCUAUGAUGAGGAAUGUUUUCUUAAACAAAAAUCGAAGGUUGAGUGGCUCUGUGCGGGUGAUUCGAAUACCGCUUUCUUUCACAAUUCUGUGAAAAGCCGGAAUGCUAGAAAUAAGAUCUUGUGCAUUAGUGACGUGCAUGGUAAUGUUUUUGAGGGUUCUGAAGUUCCAGCCGCUCUUGUGGAUCAUUACUCAAACUUCUUGGGUAAUGAACAGCCCGUGCAAUCCCUUAAUGAAUAUGAUCUGUUCGUCAACACGCUGAGCAAUGAUAUGGCGACUCAUAUGGUUAGACAGGUGACUAGAGAUGAAAUUAAAAAGGCCAUGUUCAGCAUUGGUGAGAAUAAGGCGCCUGGGCCGGAUGGAUUCACGUCUGCGUUCUUUAAGAAUGCUUGGGAUAUUGUUGGUGAUGAGGUGACAAAAGCAGUUCUUGACUUCUUUGAUAAUGGUAAGCUCCUUAAACAAGUCAAUCACACCAUUAUUGCCUUAAUUCCUAAGAAGGACACUCCUAAUUCCGUUUUAGACUAUCGGCCCAUAUCCUGUUGUAAUGUUUUGUUUAAGUGCGUGAGCAAAAUUAUAACGGAUAGGCUCAAGGGAAGUUUGAAUAGGUUGGUCAGUAUAAACCAAUCGGCCUUUAUUCCGGGCAGAAAAAUAACGGACAAUAUCCUCCUUACUCAGGAACUCAUGCACAAUUAUCAUCUCAAUAGAGGGCCUCCAAGAUGUGCUUUCAAAAUAGAUAUUCAAAAGGCUUAUGAUACCGUUAGUUGGCAGUUCCUUGACUUCAUUCUGCAUGGUUUUGGGUUUCAUCAUAAAAUGGUUAAUUGGAUAAUGACAUGUGUUUCAACGGUAUCCUAUUCGCUAAGUAUUAAUGGUGAGAUCCAUGGUUAUUUUGCGGGUAAGCGAGGUCUUAGGCAAGGGGAUCCUAUGUCCCCUUACUUAUUUACGCUCGUCAUGGAAGUUGAGCAUUCUUCAUCCCAGGUUUGGCAUUCGAUUAGGCGUCGAGCUGAAGAGGUUGAUUGGGUUAAAUUUGUUUGGUUCCCUCAGUGCAUUCCCAAGCAUGCUUUUUUCAUGUGGCUUGUCAUGCGUCGUAAACUUUUGACACAAGAUAAGAUUCUUCAAUGGGAUUUCGCGAGAAGGAAGAAGAUGAAUAUGAUGUGCUGUCUCUUGUGCUAUGCUAAUGUUGAUUCUCACGACCAUCUGUUCUUUGAUUGCAAUUAUGCUACUCAAGUUUGGAUCAAGGUUCGUGAUAAAGGAGGGAUGAGCUCAGUUGGUCCUGAUUGGAACGCUAUUAUUGAUUGGUUGGGGGCUAGGGCUAAUUCUAAGUCAGCGAUUAACUUUAUUAGCAGGCUCCUAGUUGCUGCGGCUGUAUACUUCGUUUGGCAGGAGCGGAAUGCUAGGCUUUUCAAAAACCAGACGAGACCACCAGAUGCGUUGGCCAACCUAAUCUUGCAAACAGUUCGAUAUAAGCUAGUUGGUGUCAAGUUUAAGGAGUGUCAAAGGGUGCGAAGACUUUUGGAAGCUUGGGAAAUCUACAACAACUUGGACGAUAAAGGUGGCUGA